AAGCUCGAAAUCACAGUAGCAGUUGCCUCUUAGGCUCAUUAGGCUCUUAGGCUCAUUCACAGUGAAAUGGACAUUUUCUCGUUGACAGAUAAACUGACAUUCAUAGAAAACAAGCAAAUGGAUAAGUGUCCUAGAAAACCCCAUCUCCUUAGACUCUCCUUCUUCACAACGAAACCUCAUUUUUGACCAGGAAAUUUAGCAAAAUUGUAAUUGCAGAAAAUUGUUUGGUACUGGGAUCUCUAAACAUCCACACAAAGUUAACAAUAGUGUCACAUGCUCAAUGCUCCAAUCAGAAAUUGUGUCAAUCUAGUAUUUAAACUAUUGAUCCAUGUUGAAUAAUGAAGUUGUAGGUGGUAUUUUUCAAACCAGUGGAAAGCUCAUAUUAUUUCUUUCUUCAUAAAUGUUCAUUUGCCCAAGCAAGAGGAGAGUGCAGCCGAAACAUUCAAGGUCUGAUAAAAACAGAGGUCUGAUAAUAAACGAAAACAUUGGUGACUCCAAUUGGACCAUAUUUUAUUUUACUUUUAGUCUAACUAUUUACUUGACCAAAUGAAAUGAUACAUUGUUUAGACUCUUAAGUACAAUGUUAGCAAUGUUAUGUCAAACAUAAAAGUUUGCUGCUCCUCAUGUGGCUACUCGGAGAUCUCAAAGUCUGGCAAAGAAACAGCUGUGUACUUUGUUAAUGCAGAGUGGUUCAUUAUAUAAAUGAUUACAUUUAUUUGAUAUCUGUCACACAUACAUGUUGGCCAUAAAAUAUCAGAGCUAAGUUGACAUUGUCUGCCCUGUGUGGUAAAAAUGUGUCUUUUAUUACAACAGGAGCAUUUUUUUUCCCAACUUAGUACCUGACCUGGCACCUGCCCCUACUCUGUCCAAGCUCAAGAAGCACCCACCUUUUUUCUUUUUUUUUUUUUGUAACAUUUGAUCGACACUUUAACAUUGUUACACAUUUCAGAAUUUGGCCAAUUGCAGUUUCUCUGUUUUCUGAGUGUGAGCAUUGUUGUUGCAGAUAGUUUGUGAAGCACAGCCAUUCAUUCUUGAAUGUUUUCUCUGUGUUUGUUGCUGCUUUAUUGUUCUCGUUUAUUGUCUUUUUGUGGACAGUAGAAGAACCUUAAAAAUCCCCUCUGGACAAAAGACAUCACACAUUUGAUUAGGAGAUGCUCUGUUUUAUUACAGGCUUUUCCAAACAAAGUAUUAAGACAGUAGUGUCACUGCUGUCUGUAGCAGACACGUAAUGGUUAACAGGAGGUGUCAAACAAUAUGAAAAGGUGAUGGGAAACUCACCUCCUGAUUUGCUUUAGGUUCAGAGCAGCAUUCUGUUACAUCAACUAUGAAGUGUUUCUGCUUCUGCUAGACUUAAGACAAACUUUAUUGAUCCACAAGGGAAAUUAUUUGGACAUUGUAGCUCACACAUCAUCACUAAAUAUAAUAACAAAAAGCAAAAAUAUACAUGACAAUAAUACAUUCUAAAGAAGUAGCAAAAAUAGCAAGAGACUGUUGUCAUAUAAUGCAUAAUUAUAUAAAUGUAUAUGUAAAAACAAAAAUUAAAUAUAGAAAUCCAGUAAUACAAAUAUAUAUCAGCUAUAUACAAGAGGUGGGUAAGGAGAAACCGAGCAAAGAUGAAGUAGUGAUUGACAUGUCAGAGGGUUAUCUAUUACAUAAAAGUGAGUUUUUGUACAGUUGUAUGGAGUUUGGUAUGAAUGUAGUCCUGUGUCUCUCGCUGUUUGAGUGUAACUGGAGCCUUGAGAAUGAGCUCCUCUGUCCUGCUAUAGUCUGGUGCAGAGGGUGAGCAGAAGUAUCCAUGAUGGAGAGCAGUUUGUCCAGUGUUCUUCAGUUUUGUGCCCUGAGCUUCAUAGUUACAGUACAUUAGUAUUUACAGUAGUUUUGCAGAUAACUACUGAGGGUGGAUUGGGUGAGUGGUCUGGGGAUAACUGCCCUUCAGUGACCUCUGGUACCUGUUGUGUUCAUGUUUUGGCAAAUAGCUGAUGAAUGUAACACUUCCUUGCUACAGGUCAUAAGCAUUUCUUUACAGAGCCACUUAUGAGCAGCACUAUUCUUUAUGCUUUAGCACCAUGUCGCCACACAGACAGCAUUGUGAAAAUGGAUGUGCCAGUGGUGCGCAAACUCUUUUCUUUCUUGUAAGGACUGUGGUGACUUUGACUUUAUUCUUUCAAAGGAUUGUAUUUCUAUUUUAAAAAUUUAGUUUUACAUUUAGGUUUAAAAAUUUAUCAAACCAGAAACAUGUACACUCUAUAGUGGAAAGAAAAAACAACAGAAGUAAUAGUGUCGGAAUAAUAGUAUAAUAUUCAGUUGAAAAAAUACAUGAAAUAAGAUGGCGUAAAUAAUAGAACUUAGGUAGAAAAUAAGUGUAGCAGAGUUCCUUUAUGUAGACUUAUAUGAUAUGAUUUGAGGUUAUGUAUUGGGUUUGGGUUGUAACUAUUAUUAGUCUGUCUGCAUCUCCAAAGCUCUAAAUGCUCUGUUCCACUUUGUGAUGUCAUGAAGCUGUAGUUUUCAAGUUAACGGUUACCUUUAUUUCAGAAGAGAUUGGCAAUUCCAGGGCUAAAAUCAUCCAAACUAUUCUAGUGAACUUGUAUGGAAGUUCAACAACAGGGUGGAGCACUUUCUGUACUACCACAUAACAUCACAAGGUGGAACUGGUAAGGUGGAGUGUUUUCUGUUUUAGAAAAGGAUGCAGCCUAAAUACACAGGGUUUGUGUGUUAAACAUGUGAAUGAAAUAAAACUCAACUCACGGUGUCUUUUUGGCUAGGAAACUACAUUAUAACAGUGUCAAACAAUAGCAUAAUAUGGGCCCAUUAACUAAUGAACACAAUAUAUAUUUUAAAAAAUUGCAACGCAUUGUGGCAGGCCUUUUUUGGGGAGCAGGGUGAGGGGUCAGUCUCACUUGUUUUAAAUGUUAAUGGAGAUGUCUCUGGGUUACAGACACUUUUCUGGAUGAUGGCAGCACUGGCCCCAAUAAGCAUUACGACAGUUGCUGCAAUACUCACAUCUUUAAAGGCACUGAUAUGUUGAUUGCAGCCUGUCAUUCCACAAUGUGAACAUGUUAGGGAGUUUUUCCACCUGCUGCCUCUCAAAGAACUCUUUUAGGAAAGUUUAUAAUGGUUUGGCUAGCAGGGAAUCUUUAACGCUUUGCAACUCUGUACAAUUUCUGAAAGCAUAUAGAUUUUCUGUCAUCUUGUAUUCUAUUCUAUAUGCUAAUAGGGUUAAACAAAAUACGUGUUAAACUUCAUCCUCAAUCUCUUUGGUCUGUAGAAUAACUUAAUUUCUGUGUUAAAUCAUUGUAAUAUAAUUCACAAUUAUGUUAACUGACCAAAGAAAAUAAACAAAUUAACUAAUAUAACAUAUGAAUUGUGUAGUCACUUCAGUGCGUUGAUAAAGAUGAGUUGCCAUAAGAUGACUCCUUAUCUGGUCUGAUGUGGUCUGAUGUGCUCUCAUCUAGUCUUAUCUUGUAUAUGUUAUGUAUUGUGGUUGAAUCUAGGGCAACAAUCAUUUUGCUAAUCAAUCAGCAUUUAUUAUCUCUGAUUAACUAAUUAGAUGUUUAUUUCGCAAAAGGUUUAGAUUUCAGUAAGUUUGACCAAAAUAGUUCUAAAAAAAGCAUUAAAACACUAAAUGCACUUUCUUUGGUGAAGCUUGUGUAUAGUCCAGAAAACAGUUAUCAAAUUAUUCAGUUGGUUGACAGUUACUUCAAUAUUAGACAUGCAAACAGCCCUGGUUGGAUUGUAACACUAGAGGGCACUGGUGACUCAUGGUAGCUGCUAUGAGUGAUAGACUAAACAGAGUAUGGGUAGGAGAAGCAGGUGGACAGAGGCCAGAAGGCAGUCUUUAUCCUCUGUCCCAUCCCACACUGCUGAGCUCACACAGACAUGUCACGGGGCUGUUCAUUUACAACUCUCACAUUGAAAAAGUGCAGGACCAAUACACAGGUCAAUACACAGAGUCUUCACCGAGCAGCCUUUUCUUCUGCUCCAGAGGUUUACCUUGAAACUCAUUUGAAGUCAUUGUGCCCUGGAGCUGUUCAUUGUAUAGCUCCUCAUCUCAACAAGUAGCGACAGUUCACAACUACCUGUAAUAGUGGAUCCCCCGAGACAACUCCAAAGGGAGGCCUGAUUGUCCACUUCUUACGAAUAACAAUAAAGCCAUUUCCCUGUAGUAACCCCAGUUUAGCCCCUAUAGGAUCCUAAACUAUGCUUAGAGGACCACGAGAAGCUUACUUAACUUUGCUAAUACACAAAACUCCCUGGCACUACACAUGCACCAUGAUAGGCCUAACAAAAGCUGAAAAGCAUGUUUAUUACCCCUUUGUAAUGAAACCAAGUUGUAGAAGAGCUAUGAAAACCAAACACACAACACCAAACACUUUUGCAGUUAGGGUAACACUACAGAUUUACAGUAUUAUCUAGUUUGAUACUUUUUGUAUCUAAUAUGUCAACAAAAUAGAGCAAAACCAGGCAGAUUUAUAUGCAAUAACAAUGCAGUUUUUAUCAGUUUGACAAGAUGCUUGUACAUGAAAGCAUGACCUAAUGAAAACCAGUAAUACCUGUCUUUCUUACAUUUAUGAAUGUAAACUACACAAGAAUCUCAAAAUUUUAGAUUUUUUUCCUUUUAUCCUGCAGUGUCUCACCCUAAGUCAGACCUGGGCCUGUUUUACUGUGGCUCCCAUGCAAAUUCUUUGAUAAUCAUUAUUAUAGCUCAGUAACAGAUUACAAUAGCCCAUGUUUUACAGAAAAUUGCUUAUGAGCAUUUGUUAGAAUAGAUUUGAUGAAUUUAUUUGACUGCGUACUUUCAUAAAACACAUGAAUAAACCUGAGUGAAAAAGCCUGAAUUAGCCAAGAGACCAUUUUCCCGUGUUGCACCAAUGCUUGUGUUGGUUCAGCCCUUCUGCCACACGUCUACAUAGUUACUGUUUAGUUUAGUACAUUUAUAUUUAAUAUAUAAAUAUAGGACCAUUGACAUUAUGUCACCAAGAUCUCAGAGUGCCCUGUCCAAAAUGUUCCAGUAGCAUUUAUAUAGUAUUUUUCCAGCAUCCUCAUCACUGUUCUAGUUUCAUGUGGCAGUUGUCCACAUGUCCUCCUGGGUCAGUGUGACGGGAGUUCUGACAGGACAGUUGUUUUGGAUGUUGCAGAUGUUGGAUGUACAGGGACACGGUAAUUGUGUGGUUAUAGCACUGUGAUUGAAGGUAGCAGUGUGGUCAAAGCCGAACGGACCUGCCAUAACCUGUGAUUUGAGCCUCGGCCACACUUUAACUCCAACCAGUCUGAGGGUGACACAGGUCAAAUAUGUUAUCAUAUUUGGGACUGAGAGAAAAGUGAAUGUAUGAACACUGCAUAGCAUACAAUUCUAUGCAAUUGAGAUUUGUCAUGUAAAAGAGAAAAGUGAAGAGUAUGGAAUAAAAACCUUUCGAAAAAUUCCACACAGUUGGUUUCUCACUGCAUUAGGGUCGGUUCAUCUAGCCCAGCAGUGUCCAAACGUUUUUCACAAAGAAACAAAUACGAACAUCUACAACAAACAAAUACAACAUCAUGUAGCGAAGGGCCUUAGACUGGUGUUCAAUACAAAAAGCCUUUCAGAUGCAUAUAUUUUACAGAGCCACAACACCUUUAAGUCUUGGAGCACUAAUUCCAGGACUAAUCACAAUGUAAUAUGAUAAUACAAUGAUAGAACAUUUUAAUUUGCAGUAAAAAAUACUGGCUUUGAUCGUCCAAAUCUGCAGGGAGAUAAAUAUACGUAAGACUGAGGGCUCCAUUUGGUCCCCGGGCAUACUUUGGACACCCCUGUAUUAGACUAAUCGUAAUUACCCACAGGAACUUUAAAGGUUCAUUGUGUAACUUUUCUGGUGGAAGGUCGGUUUGAAGUGUUUUAAUGCUUUUCUUCAUGAGAUGCAAUUGCUUUGUCUGUAAUGUUACACAGUAUGGCAUUAAACCUUUCUAUCUUCAUGGAGACCAAACCACACCAAUUUACAGGUUAAAUCUGUGGAGAGGCAAUCCCGCUCACAGUCAGAAUACCUGUUUUUCUAGGUAUUUUUGAGCUAUAAAACUGUAAUUGAAUACAUGUAAGGUAGAGCUGCUUAAUGUCAUACUGUGGAACAUUCUCAGCAGCGCAGUGACAUAUCCAUAGAAACAAACAGGUGACAUACCCACAUCCAAAAAGUUACAUAGUGCACCUUUAAUAAUUUAAUUUCACUACAGAUAUCCACACUUGACAUAACUGUUAACGGUGGUUUUGCAAAAUCGUAACUGCCAUAAUUUUGAUUUGGAUGUUUGUCUUCCUGUUGUCCUGCUCUUUGUUCUGGCUCCAGCGCCUUAGAUCCAACCAUUGUUUUUUAGCGCCGAAAAGUAAAUUCAUCUCAUUGUAAUUUGUUCUCAGCAAAGCCUGGAUGUAAUGAGUUUGCCACCACAGCCAUGAAGAUUAGAGUGUCAGUGAGGAGAGUUAGCAGGCCAUAGUCCAGGACAGGAGGGAGUGAGGGCCAAGGGGAGGUGAUGCUGCAGUGUGGUCAGUUGGAGUCAGAACAUGGACCUAUAUGCUUCCCUUUCAGAACCUGUUUGGGUUGUGGAGUGAGAGGAGACUUGUGUUGUGCUCGGAGACUGUGAGGUGCAUGUGAGAAAACCUCUGUCCACAGCUGCACCUCAGGACCACUCAUUUGAGCAGUAUUUCCGACUCGGCAAAAACAAGUCAGCAGAAGCUAUUUCAAGUAUGUGUAGUAUGCACGAGAAUUCCUACCUCUCAGACAGUGGAAAAAAGUUUAUCAAUAAAAAUAUGUCAUAGGAAGGUUUUAAGGUUAUGUGUGUGUGUUCUGAACUAAAGAAACUGGACUACGUAACUUAACUAGUGUCAUUUGUACCUUGAUCACAAUGUUUGGAGAGGAGACGUUUGUAUAGGCAAAUCAUUGAACUGUCCAAGUGGUCGGUACAAGAUCUCAUGAAGCCUAAAGUUUGCUUAUUGUUCAAGUAUUAUAUGUGUACAUAAGUCUGUCACAAUAACAAACUUUGAAGUGCUGAAGUAAAUGUAGACAAUAGAUGAUAAUUUUGAAACCAAACCAUAAAGUACAAUUAUUUACAAAACCUUUUCAAAAUGAACAAAAAAAAAAAAAUGAGUUUCAUAAAUAAAAAGCAGAAUACAACAGGUAUUUAGUUAGAAGUUAUUAAUUCAACCCUCUACAGCUCAAAUGUUUCUCAUGUUGUAGAAAAAAAUAAACAAAAAUCCUCACUAGUAUGUGAAAAGGUACACAUUAUAAAUAUUGACCCCCCAAAAUAAAUGUUUUAUCUGUCAUGUAUUAAACUAAGUGGAUAUAGUAUUUAUUUAUCAUGCCCUAUGUAUACAUAUAGUAGACCUAGACUCCUACAUACUAGAUUGUAUUACCAUAAUAAAUUCUGCAGUUUUAAACAUUGUUAUACUGCCUAAAUAGUUUACAUUGUUUGCAUUUCCUAUAACUUCCCUAUGUAGAGAGUUUUCACUAUCAACCUGCACCAAAAACAGAGGAAAAGCCCAGGCGAACAAACGUGUCUCUGGUCACGCUUACAGAGUCCUGCCGAUCCGAGUGUGCAUUAGCCUCAUUAGCAUGUAGCCUGGAUGUAGAUGGAUGGCCUCCCUGUUGGGCUCAGUCAGCGAAUGAUUGAUCUGUUAACUACUGUUUCCCUCACAGGGCAGUGACGGACUGUAGCCCGCGUGUGGGGCUGGAGGAUGGCUCUGUCCUUAGCUGCCUCAGUGGGAAGCCUUUGGCCUCUUUAUUUAUGUCUUCUUCUUUACAUAUUCAUUCUGUUGCAGUCAAACAAAGGGCCACCAUGCCCUUUCACCCUCGGAGCUCUAGGCUGUACUGUAGUGAGAAGGCUUCAUUAUGAUUCUGCAUUAGCUUCAUCACAUAUAGGAGCACACAGGGCUGUAUUUCCUAAAAUGUAGGUGUGUGUAUGGGGCAGUGUAGUGUAGUUGGCCUCAUGUAAAACAUGCUAAACAGAAACAUGCACCUGUCUGGAGGAGCACUUGUAUCCGUGGUAAAUGGAUGUGAUUGGCGGCGGGAGGGAGACGCUUGAUUGAUCUGGACCCCCCUGCUAUGCCUGUGACAGCUCCUGUCAGAGAGACUGCUUGUCCCACAUCACAUGGAUCAUUUGGUGGCCCUCACUACAACCCAUAUUACACUGUAAGUGCAACAUUUACUCAAGCAAGUCACUAAAGGGUCCAUCCCCAAAGCACACUAUUUAAGCUUGCUGCUGUUAUGACACAAUGAGAAGUAGAUCAAACUGAAAACAAACAAGAAACCAAGAGAAAUAUGUCAGAGAAUCGGGAGCAUUUGCACUGAUAUUAAAGUGAGAGCAGAAAAAACAGUACAUCUAUGAGUCUCCCUCAUUAUUUUAUAAGUAAACAGUAAACAAUAGUUUUAUUGGUCCAGUUGAAGUGGGUUUGUAAUGUCUGUCCUGAUAAUACAAAAACAAUCUAAGUAAGCCGUGAAGACAGCAGUCCAUGCUGGUCUUAUAACAGGGGAGGACCAUGUCUUUCUCUCCUUUCCUCUUGUCCUGCUGGAGAACCGCUCACUCUUGUGUGAACAGCAUGUGCUAUAGCCAUUACACACUGCCUUUGAAAUAACCUUGUGUUAAAGUAAUUUAAAACACACAACUGUAGACCAACAAUGAUGGAAAUGGUUAAAGGUAAUGCAUCGUUUACAAGAAAUGUCCAUCAGAAUAAUCAGUAAUCAGAUGGAUAUGGACAUUGUCAGGGGCACUCACAUAUCAUAAUCAGAGCUUCAGAAUCAUGCACACACGCUUAAAUAGUUCACAUUCACAGUGAUCAAUAGUGAAAUCUGCCUGUCACCCAGCUAAAAUGGUAGGGGCUGAUGCAGAUCAAUUGAUUUUUGAUGUUUGGGGUUUUGCAUUUAGUUGUUAAACUAUAAAGCACUGAAUCACUAAUAUCCCUCUGAUUAGAACAGGGCAUAGCAUAAUAUGAUUAAUGAUGUUUUCCAUUGGCCUUACUGCCUUAAUGUCUGCUGCUGUAAGAUGGAGUGUUAAAAUGUUAUCACAACAUAAAAAUGCAAUGGGUUUAUUAUCCUUAUUGUUACACAUUCAAAAUGUUUUUGCAGUCCUUGUUAUUUAUGGUCAGCCUUGUGUUAUGGCAUUAUAAAUAGUGAUAAUUCUGAAACCAAAUGUAAAACCUGCCCAUUAUGUCUGAUAUAAUGAUGAACCAACAGUGCUUAACAAUUCUCAUUUGUGUGUAAAUCAAAACAUUACACUGUCACAAACAGUUAAUAAAAAAUAGAUUUAAAAGCGAUUUUGGAUUUAAAAUUCUGUCAUUGUAGAUAACAUAAGGGCUGUAUGUAAGCACACUAUUAAAAGGGGCAGGGCACUGCCUCCUGUGGAGUUACUGAUGGAUGCCCAUUCCCAGGCCUAAAGGAAAAGCUCACAGAGGGCAAAAAGUGCUCUUAGGGCACAAGAAUUGGACUUGCAGAAAAGCGCAGUUAGACUUAGGGCUUCUGAGUCUGGGGGAGCACACACCAAGAGAGAAAACCUUUGCUGAAGCCCAGAUAUGUAUAGAUUUUGGUUGAUUUGGUCAUGAAAGUCCCUAUGUGUUUCUCUGUUCUAAGUCACUGAUCUAAUAUUGUGAGCUCAUACUGAUCAGCCAUUAGUCACACUUGGGUCUAAACCUCAAGGCACAAUCUUACAAACUCGGCCUUAAAUCUGUGGAGUUUUAAUCCCACCUGAAACAAUUGUUAAUGUCAUGCAGUGUACAGAUCACAAUUCUUUUUUCUUGUUGAGUUUCUGUGAGAUCUCAUAAGACAGCAAUUCUUUUAUUAUGAUCGAUACUGACGAAUAAUUAAUGGUUCACCCAAAUCAAUCAGUCGCGUGCGCAAUCAAACGCCUGUGCGUAAUGGCAUAAUAGACUAAAUGGUCUACUGAGUGCGCAUUAACUCUUAAUCUGUCUUUCAGGUCAUGUUGAUCUGAACAAAUAUAAUAUUCGUUUUCUAAUAAAUAACAGAGUGUCGAACAACGUAGAGGGCUAAGGUAAAUAGCUAUGCACUGUUAUGCGCACCAAACGAGUAGAGUGCUGAUGGGACGUUGUGGUUUCCCGGUGGCUGCUGAAGUGGUGCCAGUAUGGCUAAUGAGGUUUGUUAACGCUAGUUUAAUUAAUAUCUGAUUUAAAGUGAUUCUGGCCUUGUGCGCACGGCUCACUCUGCACCACAGGUAAAGACCAUUUGAGAGGUCAUGGGAGGGCGGGGAGGGUGGGGGUGUCUGCUUUUGUUCUACAGAAAAAGGGGGCCUGUUCUUAGUGCUGCGACCUGCCAUUUUAACCGGGGGUGUGAAUCUGACGCGGGAUAGAUGUGAGAGAACAGAGACGAGUGCGCACCACGGAGGGAUAGCGCAGACAGUGUAGGCAAACAGUGCACGGACUACAGCACCUGGACACCGUCCGGACUGGGACUUGAGCGGACAGGAGAUACAGUGAUGGACUGCGUGACUCGGAACAGGUCCUAAUCGGACAGUCCUGGCGCUUUUCUGUUAGGCUUUUGGAUUUGUGGGAAGUUUAAUUGCGUCUACAGGAUCUCAGAAGGAGCGUAAGAUGAUGGUCCCUACGUAUACUUUUCGGCAUCUGUUGGUGCAUUUCCUGACGUUCUGCUAUUACGCACAAGUAACCAAUCAGUCCCCGCCUAAUUUCACGCAGCACGUGAGUGAGCAGAGCCGGGUGACGGACCGUGUGAGCCGCAGACUCAUUCGCAUGUACCAGCUCUACAGCCGCACCAGCGGCAAGCACGUGCAGGUCCUGCCCAACAAGAAGAUCAACGCUAUGGCCGAGGACGGAGACGUGCACGCAAAACUUAUAGUGGAGACUGACACAUUUGGCAGCCGAGUCCGAAUCAAAGGAGCAGAAACGGGCUUCUACAUUUGUAUGAACAAGAAGGGCAAACUCAUUGGCAAGAAAAAUGGCCAGGGUCGUGACUGCAUCUUCACUGAGAUUGUUCUGGAGAACAACUACACAGCGCUGAGGAAUGCGUGCUAUGAAAGCUGGUAUAUGGCAUUCACACGGAGAGGUCGGCCCCGCAAAGGUUCCCGCACCAGGCAACACCAGCGUGAAGUCCAUUUCAUGAAGAGGCUCCCCAAAGGGCACCAGCACCCACAACCUGUUCACCACCGACCCUUUGACUUCAUCCACUACCCCUUCAACACCAGGACUAAACGCACGCGAUACUCAUCCGGGCGCUGACACCAAAGACAAUGUCCCAUCUUCACACAGGCCUUUCUACUGAGCAUCAGCUUAUACACUGUAGCUUUUCUACUAAUGCCAGAGAUGUAAACUCUAAAGAAUUAUAUUUUUGUAUUUUGGACAGACUUGCUCUGAGACCAAAGAUGGACAUGUGCACACUGUUCAGUAGUAUCAGGGACGUGCUGACAGUGCUGCAGCAGACUCAAAGGGUCUCUGUGCAGGUUCAUAUUGUUCUCAACAUGGGGCGCUUGGUCUCAGUCUGUUCUCAGAGUUGCACACUGCAGCCUUUACUUGUGUAUAAAGAACCACUGCUUAGUCACAUCAGUGACCACUCUAUUUUUUUAAGUUGGAUUUAAAAUAGUGCACUCAGAGUAUUUCCUUAUAGCAAUAGUCCCUGACCUGCACGAGGGUUAUUGUGUGAAUGUAAGUGUAGAUGCUGAUACAGUCAGGUCACUCCAAUGAUUCACACAGUUCAUUCUUUCAUGUUUAAAUGUUUGAAUGAGGACUACAUGUACUGAUAAAGAAGUGAAACUGAGCACGCAGGCAGCAAGCUCAUUAUGAACUAUUGUGGCAGCUAAACAACUCUUACCCCCUUUGUGUGUUACUGAUUGUAUGUUGUUUUUAUACAUAUAAAAUAUAUUUUUAUUUGAAAAGCUGUAAAAUUAUGUAUGAAAUAUUUAUUUAUAAUGUGUAAAAUGUACAAUAGAAAAGUGAUAUUAAAGUCUGGUUUGAUAUAAAUGCCAUGUGUCAUCUCUCACUUCUGAGAGGAAGACAGAAUCUCUCUAGUUUUUUAUUUAUUUACACAUUCUUUGCACAUGAACCUUUGAUUUUCAACCACUGUGUGCCAUUUUCAGAACCAGAUCACUAUUGAGGCAUUUAUUGUCUCUCAUAUUGACUAUUGUUUUAAUCCCAAAAUUAAUUAAAAAUUACAUUAAACGGGGAAGCAAAACUAAAAUAAAAAUCCAAGACUUAAAAAAAGUAAAACAAUAAAAAUGAAGGCGCUAAG
This is a messenger RNA of Boleophthalmus pectinirostris (great blue-spotted mudskipper), 12200 nucleotides long. RefSeq names its product fibroblast growth factor 8a (gene fgf8a). Gene Ontology annotation, molecular function: type 1 fibroblast growth factor receptor binding; type 2 fibroblast growth factor receptor binding; growth factor activity. The record is from RefSeq and is a predicted model, not a curated record. Gene Ontology annotation, cellular component: cytoplasm. The transcript has 5 exons. The coding region runs from base 10553 to 11194 and encodes 213 amino acids. Gene Ontology annotation, biological process: positive regulation of cell population proliferation; heart morphogenesis; neuron differentiation. NCBI's taxonomy places the organism in Eukaryota, Metazoa, Chordata, Actinopteri, Gobiiformes, Gobiidae.